This is a messenger RNA of Linum trigynum, 1194 nucleotides long. The record is from the annotation of a GenBank genome assembly. Lineage: Eukaryota; Viridiplantae; Streptophyta; Magnoliopsida; Malpighiales; Linaceae.
AUGGGUUUCUGGACACUGCUUCAGGUGGCUUCAAUGCCAGUCAUACAAGUCCUCGUCAUCGGCCUCUUGGGCGCUCUCUUGGCAACCGGCUACUGCAACAUCCUCCACGCCGAUGCUAGAAACUACUUGAACAAGGUUGUGUUCACGGUCUUCACACCCUCGCUCUUGUUCUCCAUUCUCUCCAAAACCGUCACCCUCGACGACAUCAUCUCAUGGUGGUUUAUGCCAGUCAACAUCGGGCUGACCAUGUUAUUUGGAGGACUUCUGGGUUGGUUGGUGGUCAAAGUGUUGCGGCCCAAGCCGCAUCUUGAAGGCCUUGUCAUUGCUACCUGCGCCACAGGGAACUACGGGAAUCUGCUGCUGAUAGUUCUACCUGCAAUAUGCAAAGAAGACGGCACUCCAUUCGGGGAGGAUCAUGCAACAUGCGGCUCCGUUGGACUCUCAUACGCAUCCUUCUCUGCUGCGUUGGGUAGCAUCUAUGUCUGGACCAUUGCUUACCAACUCGUCCGCAACUCAGCUAUCAAACUCGAGCAACUUGAGGUGGCUGAUGAAUUAGAGGCCUCCAAAUUACUAAACGACGUCGAUGAAGAUGCUAACCUGCAGGGAUCUCUUCUUCUUGAAGAUGCACGAGCUCCAAAACCUGCUGCAGCUUCUUCUGGGUGGAGCCAAGUUGUGGAGGUGCUACAUCGGAUAUUACACGAGCUCACUGCCCCUCCCACGCUUGCUACGAUAUUUGGGUUCUUGUUUGGAGCUACUGCGUUUCUGAGGAACCUGAUAGUGGGCGAGGGUGCACCCUUGCGUGUCAUCCAAGACUCCAUUGCAUUACUUGGGGAUGGUACAAUUCCCUCCAUCACCCUCAUAUUGGGAGGCAACCUCACUCAAGGGUUGCGGUCUUCGAAUAUCAAGCCAUGGAUGAUCGUCGGAGUGGUCUGCGUGCGAUACGUAUUCCUGCCGGUGAUCGGAAUAUGUAUGGUGAAGGCAGCUUCCGGCCUGGGGCUGCUCCCUGCCGAUCCUCUGUUCGCGUACGUGCUAAUGCUUCAUUACAGCAUCCCACCGGCCAUGAACAUUGGCACCAUGACACAGCUGUUUGAUGUGGCGCAAGAAGAGUGCUCAGUUAUCUACCUGUGGACAUACUUGUUUGCAGCCGUCGCGCUCACCCUGUGGUCUACAGUCUACCUGUGGAUGUUGUCCUGA